ACAGGAUGGAAAAGUUGUAAUUAAUCAGGAAUAAUUGAUAAACAGGUUAAAAUCUAGAAGCUGAUCUAUAUAAAAUAUAAAAUACCAGAAACAGGAUAUCUCACCUUUUCCUCGUCCUCCACGAUCUCCCUGAUAAUUUCCCUAUCUUCUUUGUUGUACACCACUACAAACUGCCACGGUUCUGAAAGUCAAGAGGAGUCUGUAUAAUAUGGUUCAGAUAAAUAAGAGAAGAUGAAGACUAGUUUUAAAAGUUGAUCCAAUUAACUUUACUAUUUCGAUCACAAAUUUUUUCGAUUCUUUUCAAACUCAAUAUUUUGAAAUUUGAGCUAACAACAGCUCACGACUACAUAGUGUUUAGUUGUUAAUGAGGUGGAACGUCUUUUAUCCAGAAUAAAUAGACUACAUCAAACUAGCUAAACGAUCGGGGAAAUGCUAAAUAGGCUCAGAUGUCAUCCUAUUAUCACUACCACUUUAACAUGGUCCAUUAUCAUUACCUGAUUGUAUUGUUUCAGAGGACCCUCAGGACCAGGCUAUUAUUAAUUAACAAGCUUCUCUAUGACAUAAAUACUGCGUUCAGCUUGCGAUCAACGUCAGUUCUUUCAAAUAUUCCUUCGUUUCUUUUUCAAAGUUAACAAUGCGGAGUCUAUCUAUUCUUGUGUUCUUGAUGUUGUGCAAUGUCGCUGUUUCUACAUUUAAGCUGAGUAACAGAGAGAUUGCAAAGGAGUAUCGAGAGGCUUUUAAAAAGUUCAACACAGACCCUCAAAAUGUUCCACAGUUCCAGAGAAUUAAUCUGCCCGAUACAACUAUUGGCCUUGACAAAGCUGCUCGUCGAUCUAGCUACAAGAACUUCAAGAAGUUCGCUGAACAAGUAAACGAGAUAAACCACGACGAUACGUUCACCUUCACUGCAGAAAUCAACAAGUUUAGCAUAGAGCCAGAGAGUGACUUCAAUACCCACUUCGGGAUGAACAUGAGUGCAAGCUUUGACGACGAAAUGUUUGACGACAUGGACUCAGAGGUGCUAAUUGAAGAAAAAAUUCUCGAGAAAAGAGAAGCAGUGGAAUUACCGGAGAGUAUUGACUGGCGUUACACCAUGUCAGAGGUUGCACAUCAGAGAAAUUGUGGCUCCUGUUGGGCCUUCUGCGCGAUCUCUUCCGUCGAGUCAGCGUACUACAGAGCAACAGGACUGAGGAAGAAGUUCAGCUACCAAGAACUAGUGGACUGCGUGUUCGAGGAAAAAAGAUGGGGUAAUGGCUGUAAGGGGGCUUCCAUCAACACGGGGUUCCUCUGGGUGACCAGGCAGAAGCGUCUAGCGUCACGUGAGGACUACAAAUAUGUGGCUAAAGACGGUGAAUGUAGAAAAAACACGACUUUGAACAGCUAUACAAAUGCAGGCCUAAGACGAUUGUAUCGCGUCCCUAAAACUGAAUCAGCUUUGCUGCAAGCAGUGGUCGAGGGAGUAGUCAGUGUGGGAGUCAAGGGCGGACGGUCCCUUCUAGCUUACAAAUCAGGGAUUUAUUACGACCGCUACCUGUGUAGGGCCACCGCAUAUCCUAACCACGCUGUUAACCUAGUCGGAUACGGAGAGGAGGGAGGUAAGAAGUACUGGCUGCUCAGGAACAGUUGGGGUAAAGACUGGGGCGAGGGAGGCUACUAUCGCAUGACACGUGACCAUAAAAACCACUGCAAGAUACAAGAGACGGCACUCAGACUCGACCUACAGUGCUACAACAGGAAGCAGUGCGAGGAACAGAAGAAAGUUAAUGAACUUGAGAAGCAGAUCGAGACAGAGCUCGUUUAAUGUUAGACAUUUUUACUUAGUAAGGGUCUGUCGGAUAUUGAGAGAUCAGUUUUUCUUUAAAUCCUUUUUAUUUACUGUGAUUACGUGUUUUAUAAAUGGAUAUAGUUUGAAUCACGGUGGUCUUUAGUCUUAGCUCAACAGUUAUAAAGCAUUGAAUAUACGUGUCAAUUACUGCUGAUUAAUGAUUUUUAACUGUAUAAACAUUUUGAAUAUGUUAAUGAAAUACUGCUUUCUUACUUGUACUAAAAUUAGAAACCGGGAAUGAAAUACCCGGGUAGUUAGGAAGUACUAGUAUGAGCCCUGCUGAAAAAUACCGGCAACUAGAAAACACUUCUAACAGUUCAUAUAAGGUAUCGGAUAUGGGGAGAAGAACCUGCAGCAGCGCACUUCUCAACCAGCUCGUAGAAAUCGCGUUGUUGCCCGUGCCCGAUGUUGCACGUGCGCCUUACUACACCGUUACUAAGCAACUUCCUAUUUCUCAACCAAUUUGCACGUUCGGGCAUAUUAACGACAGUUCUUUCAAAUCUUUCUUGGUUUCGUUUCCAAAAUUAACAAUGCGGAGUCUAUCUAUUCUUGUGUUCUUGAUGCUGUCCGAUGUCGCUGUUUCUACAUUUAAGCUGAGUAACAGAGAGAUUGCAAAGGAGUAUCGAGAGGCUUUAAAAAAGUUUGCCACAGCCCCUCAAAAUUCCGAAGAACGGAACCUACAGGGUACUUUAACUGGUGUCUCUAGUGACGAUAAAGCUGCUCGUCGAUCUAGCUACAUGAACUUCAAGAAGUUCGCUGAAAAAGUAUACGAGAUAAACCACGACGAUACGUCCACCUUCACUGCAAAAAUCAACAAGUUUAGCAUAGAGCCAGAGAGUGACUUCAAUACCCACUUCGGGAUGAACAUGAGUGCAAGCUUUGACGACGAAAUGUUUGACGACAUGGACUCAGAGGUGCUAAUUGAAGAAAAAAUUCUCGAGAAAAGAGAAGCAGUGGAAUUACCGGAGAGUAUUGACUGGCGUUACACCAUGUCAGAGGUUGCACAUCAGAGAAAUUGUGGCUCCUGUUGGGCCUUCUGCGCGAUCUCUUCCGUCGAGUCAGCGUACUACAGAGCAACAGGACUGAGGAAGAAGUUCAGCUUCCAAGAACUAUUGGACUGCGUGUUCGAGGAAAAACAAUGGGGUAAUGGCUGUAAGGGGGCUUCCAUCAACACGGGGUUCCUCUGGGUGACCAGGGAGAAGCGUCUAGCUUCACGUGAGGACUACAAAUAUGUGGCUAAAGACGGUGAAUGUAAAAAAAACAGUUAUUCGAACAGUUAUACAAAUGCAGGCCUGAAACGAUUGUAUCGCGUCCCUAAAACUGAAAAAGAUUUGAUGGAAGCAGUGGUCGAGGGGGUAGUCGGUGUGGGAAUCAAGGGCGGACGGUCCCUUCUAGCCUACGAUUCAGGGAUUUAUUACGACAAAUACCUGUGUAGGGCCACCGCAUAUCCUAACCACGCUGUUAACCUAGUCGGAUACGGAGAGAAGGGAGGUGAGAAGUACUGGCUGCUCAGGAACAGUUGGGGUAAAGACUGGGGCAUAGAGGGAGGCCACUGGCGCAUGACACGUGACUAUAACAACCACUGCAAGAUACACGAGACGGCACUCAGACUCGACCUACAGUGCAAAGGCAACUUGAAGCAGUGCGAGGAACAGAAGAAAUUUGAUCAAAAGAAAGCUAUUGAAUUUGCAAAGCUGUUUGAGAAAAAGCUCGUUUAGUGUUAACGAUUUUACUUAGACAGUAACUCAACAGUUACAAUGCAUUGAAUACACGACGUGUAAAUAACCACUGAUUGAUGAUUUUAAACUGUAUAAAAAUUUUGAAUAUGUUGAAGAAA
This is a messenger RNA of Bolinopsis microptera, 3662 nucleotides long. Its product is annotated as procathepsin L-like. Bases 635 to 1801 code for a protein of 388 amino acids. Gene Ontology annotation, biological process: immune response; positive regulation of apoptotic signaling pathway; positive regulation of peptidase activity. Gene Ontology annotation, molecular function: cysteine-type endopeptidase activity; cysteine-type endopeptidase activator activity involved in apoptotic process. The transcript is spliced from 3 exons. NCBI's taxonomy places the organism in Eukaryota, Metazoa, Ctenophora, Tentaculata, Lobata, Bolinopsidae. The record is from RefSeq and is a predicted model, not a curated record. Gene Ontology annotation, cellular component: lysosome.